AUGAACUGGCCAACCUGGUUCAAAGUGGUCAACGUCGGUCUGAUCAGCUGUCUGACUUUCCUUACUCCCUUGGCGUCGUCUAUGUUCGCGCCUGGCGUGCCACAGGUCAUGAAAGAGUUCAACAAUAACGACGAUCUAAUCGCCGACUUUGUCGUCUCAGUCUAUGUUCUCGGCUUUGCACUUGGACCCAUGUUCCUCGCGCCUAUGUCCGAACUAUUUGGUCGUAUAUGGAUAUAUCACGCUACCAACGUCGGCUUCAUCGUCUUCAGUGUCUUGUGCGCCGAGAGCUCCAGCGUGAGCAUGCUUACUGCCUGUCGAUUCUUCCAGGGCCUUUUCGGUGCCGCGCCGAUUACGAUCGGCGCCGCGCUUGGAAUCUUCGCCCUGGCUCCAGUGCUUGGGCCUGUCAUCGGCCCAGUCGCAGGCGGCUUCCUCGUUGCUGCCAAGGGCUGGCGUUGGGUAUUCUGGGUUCUCGCAAUAGUCGGCGGUGCGCUGACUCUUCUCUGUCUCACUUUCUUGCGAGAGACGUAUGCUGCUGUUAUUCUCGAAACAAAGGCAGCUCGUCUCCGAAAACAAACAAACAACAGUAGCAUACGUUCCCAGAUGGAUCGGAACUUGAAUGUCAAGCAGCUUUUCUCGCGGGCUAUAGUUCGUCCCUGCAGGAUUCUCGUCUUCUCACCCAUUGUCAGUGCACUAUCGCUCUACAUGGGCGUAGUUUAUGGAUACCAGUAUCUCCUAUUCAGCACAUUCACCAAGGCCUUCGAGGAUCAGUACGGAUUCUCUACGUCCAUUGUCGGACUGACGUUCCUUGGUCUCGGAGUAGGCAACUUGAUUGGCCUUGCGGUCAUCAGCAGCCUCCUUGACAAGCAUCUCAGAGACGGGUCCAAGGUCACCGAAGCCAAUCCCAACGGCAAACGAAAGCCAGAGUACCGCCUCAUACCCCUCGGGUGGAGCUCCAUUUCACUACCGAUUGGGCUUUUCCUCUAUGGAUGGAUGGACAAUGCAGUACCAGCAGUCUUUCUCUGCAUCAUGUCCUAUCUUAUCGAUGCCUUUGGUGUGUACGCUGCCAGUGCUCUGGCGGCAAAUACAGUCGUCAGAAGCAUUUUUGGGGCUGUGCUGCCGCUCGCAGGGGCGCGUAUGUACAGUGUUCUUGGAUACGGAUGGGGCAACAGCCUGCUAGGUUUCAUUGCACUAGCUUUGAUUCCGAUUCCUAUUCUUCUGAACAGGUACGGAGAGACUCUGCGAAAGCGGUUCGAUGCAAGCCGCAUCUGA
Messenger RNA from Annulohypoxylon maeteangense, 1269 nucleotides. Its product is annotated as putative MFS multidrug transporter. Gene Ontology annotation, molecular function: transmembrane transporter activity. The record is from RefSeq and is a predicted model, not a curated record. The transcript has 4 exons. Gene Ontology annotation, biological process: transmembrane transport. Lineage: Eukaryota; Fungi; Ascomycota; Sordariomycetes; Xylariales; Hypoxylaceae. The coding region runs from base 1 to 1269 and encodes 422 amino acids.